AUGGGAGAGGUUGAUCCAGCUUUCAUCCAAGAGCCUGAACACCGGCCCAGAAUCACCUACAUCGAAGGCCAAGGCAUCCCAUUAAUCGAUCUUUCCCCUAUACACUCCUCCGGCGAAGUUUCUGCCAUUGAAGGCCUUGUUAAAGAGAUAGGCAAUGCAUGCAAGGAGUGGGGGUUCUUUCAGGUGAUCAACCAUGGAGUACCUUUGGAAAAACGCCAGAAGGUUGAGGAUGUGUCGAGGAAAUUCUUUGCACAGAGUUUGGAGGAUAAGAGGAAGGUGAGGAGAACUGAGAAGGUAGUGCUGGGUUACUAUGACACUGAGCAUACUAAGAAUGUUAGGGACUGGAAAGAGGUGUUUGAUUAUAAUAUAGAGGAACACACUAAUGACAAGGAAGUCACAGCAGAGUGGACUAAUCUUUGGCCUGAAUACCCUCCGGAGUUUAGAGAGACAUGCCAAGAAUAUGCACAAGAGAUGGUGAAACUAGCUUUCAAGUUGAUGGAACUUAUUGCAUUGAGCCUAGGCUUGCCAGCAGAUAGGUUUCAUGGCUUCUUCAAAGAUCAAACCAGCUUUGUUCGAUUCAAUCGCUAUCCAACUUGCCCUAAUCCUCACUUAGCACUUGGUGUUGGUCGACACAAGGAUAGUGGUGCCUUGACCAUCCUAGUUGAAGAUGAUGUUGGAGGGUUAGAAGUGAAGCCGAAAACAUAUGGGGAGUGGAUUCGGGUCAAGCCCAUCCCAAAUGCUUAUAUCAUCAACAUUGGUGACACUAUUAAGGUUUGGAGCAAUGGCAAGUAUGAGAGUGUGGAGCACAGGGUGGUAGUGAACUCAGAGAGGGACAGGUUCUCCAUUCCAUUUUUCUUCCUACCAGCACUCUACACCAUGGUUAAGCCCUUGGAAGAGCUGACAAAUGAGCAAAACCCUGCUAAAUAUAGGGCAUACAACUGGGGUGAAUUUAUAAGUACUAGAAUGCAAAGUAAUUUCCAAAAACUCGGUGUUGAAAACUUGCAAAUCUGUCAUUUCAAGACAACAGAGUAA
Quercus robur (English oak) is the source of this 1032-nucleotide messenger RNA. RefSeq names its product protein DMR6-LIKE OXYGENASE 2-like. Lineage: Eukaryota; Viridiplantae; Streptophyta; Magnoliopsida; Fagales; Fagaceae. Gene Ontology annotation, molecular function: dioxygenase activity. The record is from RefSeq and is a predicted model, not a curated record. Bases 1 to 1032 code for a protein of 343 amino acids. The transcript has 3 exons.